UUAUCCAAAAUGGCGUCUCGUAGCCAUGUGGAAGUGAACGAAAGGAGACUGCGGCUUAUAUAUGACUGCUUGGACAAUGGCAACAACAAGAAGGCAAUCCAGGAGGCGGACAAGGUCCUCAAGAAACAGAAAGAUUUCCAGUGUGCCAAGGUUCUCAAAGCACUGGCGAUGUUGCGACUGGGUCGUCAUGACGACAGUUCGGCAAUCCUGCAGGAAGUCCAUGCCCAGCAUCCCCACAAUGAGGCUACACUACAGGCAAUGUCGAUAUGCUACCGGGAAGUCCACAAGAUGGAGCUGAUUGCCGACCUGUACGAGAACGCCCACAAGUCCCGGCCUGACAACGAGGAAAUCCUGUCAGCGUUGUUCAUGGCCCACGUGCGCCUCGGCGACUACAAAAAACAGCAACAGACGGCCAUGUUGCUGCAUAAGCUGCGGCCACAGAAGAACCCCUACUACUUCUGGGCUGUGAUGAGCAUCAUCAUGCAGGCUCACAGUGCCACAGACAAGAAGCUAGCCACCAGCAUGUACCUGCCACUGGCUGAGAGGAUGACCAAGAAGUAUGUCACCGAGGGCAAGGUGGAAGCUGAAGCAGAAGUACUGCUGUACCUGAUGAUCCUGGAACAGAUGGACAGAUGGGAGGACGCAGCUCAGCUGCUUGAGGGGCCUCUUGGGGAGAAGUUUGUGAGUGAGCUGAACUUCCGUGCCACCAAGCUGGCUGAACUGUACAGGAAGCUGGAGAAGUGGCCCAAGGCCAACGCUGAGUACCGCCAGCUGCUGGUGCAGAACCCUGACCAGUGGCAGUUCUGGUCGGUUUACAUCGACACAGUUUUCCACCUGGUGGACUGUCAGUGGGUGCCUGAGGAAGGUGACCAGAGCGCUGAGAUAGACUACUCUGUUGAGAAGGCCCUGUCUUUCAUCACUGAGCAGAUCAAGGGAUGCGAGAACGGAAGAUUGUUUCGCGGCCCUUACCUGGCUCGACUUGAACUUAUACGACUACUGCAGACCAGAGGCGAGGAAAGUGUCAGCAUUGUAGGCUGUCCCCUGACCCUCCUCAAGCAGUACUUCGACAAGUACAGUGACAGAAGCACCUACUUCGGGGACAUGAAGCUGUUUGUUCGCAUCCUCAGCGUCAAGGAGAAGGAGGAGCUGCUGGUGUACAUGACUGAGUCACUCAAACUUAACAAGCCAGGGGAACCCACCAUCUAUGCUCAAGAUAUCAAGCACAUGCAGCGUCAUAUAUCAGUAUUACAACUUAGUCGUUACAUAGGACAACACAGGGCGAUGACUGACUCGGAUAAAGUCACUCUAGCCAAAGAUCUCUUAGAUAGGCAUAAAAAAGGACUUGAAUUUGGUACGGAACUCCUCCCAACAGAUUUACAAUACAGCGACAACUAUCUCAUUCUGGCAGCUCACCUCCUCCUGGAUGCAUGGAGGCAGUCAGGUAAACAACUCUACGUGUGGCAGGUGGUGACGCAGCUGGAGCUCGGCAUGAGGAAGUCCCCUUCCAACUUCCAGAUCAAACUCCUCCUCGUCAGACUCUACUGCAUUAUGGGAGCCUUCGGCCCGUGUCCAGCUCUCUAUGAUGGUAUGGAGAUCAAACACAUUAUGAACGACACUCUUGGCCAUAUUGUAUCAAGUCACGUGGGCCGACUGGGGCAUUUUGUGGCAGCUUGUGCGAUGUACGGAACCAUGCUGCGGUUCUUCACAGUCAACCAUAAAGAGACCACAGAAUACCUCAUAUCAUCCUACAAAUAUGGGUCUUUUGGGAAGAUCAGGGAAUUCGUUAACUUUCGAGAAAAGCUACAGAACUCUUUGCAGUAUGCAAGCGCCACAUCGGAGAGGCUGCUGCUAGACCUAACCCUAGAAACAGCAAGUCACAAUAGUACAGAACAAAUGAUAACGUAUAUGGAGAUUGACCCUGAAAAAGACAAGACCGAUAUCAACCAGCUGUGUGAUAACCGAGACUUUCAAGUGAUGAGUUGCUGGGAGCCUGCUGAACUGUUUGACCUUGAGACAUUACAAAGACAAUCAUUUGAAGAGGAGAAAGCAUGGCUCCGGCUGCGGAACCUGAUGUUGCGACUGCUGGCAGCGGCGGUGAUGUUGGGACGGCAGCCUGACGUCAACCAUCACACCAACAACGGCGUGUCGGAGGAGAGGAAACCCAUGUCCGAGGUGAUACAGGACUUGCUACAGAAGCUCACCUCCCAUCUAGAGGACUGCGACAAAUUCGCAAACAGCAUGCUGUGUCAGGUUGACGGCCCGUACCGGACAAGACUUUCAACGUUCCUCUCCAGCGGUCACCAUAAAGUGUUCAAAGAAAUGGUGCAGUGUGUUUUAUAUUCAAAUAGUCUACAGGAUAAAGGUGUAGGUAAAAGUGAAGAAAAUGAAGAAAAGAGAUUCACAACAGUUGUCCCUGAGUUACUGCAAGAGGCGGUGUCUCAACACAAGUGUCCCUUAAUUAACAGUCCAGAGGGAGGGGCUGCCCUUAACACAGAAGUGCUUGAAAAUCUUGUUCUCUGUGCAGAGACAUUAUCUUAUGCAACUAUCCUAGCUGGAGUGUGCAAUAGAAUUCUCAAGCCUCUAAAAUCAUCGUGGACAAAAAAGUUACGUAAGAAGAAGGACACUGCACCAACACAGCCCUGUACAUUCAGCAACUUUAAUGCAAUGGUGGAUGGCCUGGAAAAGGGGGCAUCUGAUCUCCACCAGGCUGUCAAGGAGGUCGACCCUGUCUUCCUUUCCCUCAGUCUCGGCACCCUCAACCUCUCUGGGCCCCUCACAGACAGCCAGGAAGAGAUGGAGAUAGAGAAGGAAGUAUGGUUGAAGGUGGAGAGUAGCUACCAGCAGUCUUCUCGAGCUGUGCACGACCACGUUCAUCUCAAACUACAGUAUCUCCAUACACUCAAGUUGUGAAGCUCCGUGUCUCCUCCAUGUCUUACCUCCUGGCUCACCUCCUGGCUCACUCUCUGGGACUCUGCAUGUUGGAACUGAAGUGUAGGACCCGAGUUGUAGGUCAUGACAUGUAGGACCCGACUUGAUGGACCUGAUUCGAUGGACCUGACUUGUUGGACCUGAAGUGAUGGACCAGACUUGAUGUACCUGACUUGUUGGACCUGAUUCGAUGGACCCGACUUGUUAGACCAGAUUUGAUGGACCUGACUUAUUGGACCUGAAGUGAUGGACCAGACUUGUUGGACCUGAUUUGAUGGACCUGACUUAUUGGACCUGAAGUGAUGGACCAGACUUGUUGGACCUGAUUUGAUGGACUUGAUCUGAUGGACCAAACUUGAUGGACCUGACUUGUUGGACCUGAUUCGAUGGACCUGACUUGUUGGACCUGACUUGUUGGACCUGAUUCGAUGGACCUGAAGUGAUGGACCUGACUUGAUGGACCCGACUCGAUGGACCCGGCUUGAUGGACCUGACUUGUUGGACCUGACUCGUUGGACCAGACUUGAUGGACCAGACUUGUUGGACCUGAUGUGUCAGACCUUACAUAUUGUGUUGACCCGGAUGUGUAACACCUGACAAGAUGGACCUCAGGUCAUCUCUUUGUUUGUAGGCCAGUUGAGAUGUUCUAACAAUGGUCAAUUUCUUCAACCUUGGACAGGAGUGUUUCCAAGACAAAUUGACGUGUGUGCAGAGUUUGUAAUUUAUUAUACACUAUAAGGGUGCGAUUUAGCGAGGAAGAACCUUCUAUCGACAUUUAUCUGACAUCUCAGACAGUUCAACCUUUCAUCUAAUGCUGAUUCUGUUCUUUGCUGUGGUGACAAUCCACAUUUGAUGCUGGAACUGAUGAAAGAAGGACCAAGACUAUGGAGCGAAUAAUGGUAGAGUCCACAUUUGGGGCUUGUACUUGUAAAAGAAGCUGUGUCGCUUUGUUCAUACUAGUUUGUUAAAUUUCCAAAUUAACUGAAGAAAGACUUCGCUAUGAAUUCCUGUUUGGGGCUCCUAGGGACAAAAAAAGAGCCCCUCCUGAGGAUAUGAAACAGUGUAGUCAUCAAAUGGCAGCACAUACUUCUCAAGGGAGAUGUGAUGAUAAUAUUAUACAAGAUUACUUGCAUCAAGUUCAACUUUAUUCCUGUUGUGCGACACAAAUCUUCAACAAAACCAUGAGUUAUUUUCUUGUCUGUCAGCAUCAUUCUGACCCAAAGUAACGAACAGCUUUCCACAUGAGGCAGUGUUUGUGAAUAUUGAUGUUGGAAACCAGUGGGUGAGGAAAAUGAAUAUGGUCAUAAAUAUUGUUAUUAAUAUAUUGGAUAUGUCAAGCUUGGAAUUCCUGUUCUUCGACCUUUUUGUGUGUGACAUUUAGGAGGAACUCCACUUGAAAACAUAUUUGUUUCCUUCAGCGUCAUGCAGAAAAAUCUGGCAAUAUUUCACCUGAUUGUCAGGUUAGGACAGUUUGAAGGAGAUUCACCACGGCAUGUCCUUCAUCAGUAAUGCUGCUUCGAGGGCUCUUCAUCAGUAACUAAAUCACCUGCGGGCCCCUCCAGUGGCAUCUUAAGUGAACCUUUUCUUGGGAACUGUGGAACUCACCUGUGGAAGUAGCCCGUGGAACACACCUUUGGAGCUGACUUGUCAGUACCCAGUGGAGCUCAUCUGUGGUACUUGCCCUGGGAACUCACCUUUGGAAGUAGCCCGUGGAACACACCUUUGGAGCUGACUUGUCAGUACCCAGUGGAGCUCAUCUGUGGUACUUGCCCUGGGAACUCACCUGUGGAAGUAGCCCGUGGAACACACCUUUGGAGCUGACCUGUGAGUACCCAGUUGAGCUCAUCUGUGGGACUUGCCCUGGGAACUCACCUGUGGAAGUAGCCCGUGGAACACACCUUUGGAGCUGACCUGUGAGUACCCAGUGGAGCUCAUCUGUGGGACUAUACGACUCAACCAUAUCUCUCACCAGACCCUGGAACGCAGGACUUUUUCUGUGCUUGCCUGUGGAUCUUGUUUUCUGACAAAAUGGUAACUUUCUGCAUAUGAAGCCAUUUUCUUCAUAUUGGUUAGACCUACAAGGACUCGUGAUUGAACACUGUGCCUGACAUGCUACAACGCAGAGGUGUGGGAGUCGAGCCUUUGCUGUGAAUACGUUGAUACUAAUCACUUGUGUGAUGGAUGCAGGGAAGUGCGGGAGUUAAGGAUUCAAGCCUUCGCUAUUAAUAUGUCGGUACUAAUCAGAUUUGUGUGUGGUUGCAGUCCCAUGUCUGUUGAGACGCUGUUUACAGUAACCUCGAACCCUAUACUUUGCAUUGCAAUUUUCUACAGGAGUUUUCACACUGUUUACAUAUGCCUUUUUCAAACCAAAGUGACAACUGACGUGUUGGUCAUAUCAAAAUACGAGCUUAUUUGUGUAAGCGUUUGUGACCAUGUUUGUGUGCGUGUGCGUGUGCGUGUGCGUGUGCGUGUGCGUGUGAGUGUGCGUGUGUAUGCAUGCGUGAGAGUAAUGUUCGAUUUCUCAACCAAAGGGGCUUUGUCAAUAUUUCUACAAGGCAGGGUUGGGAUGUAUCUUAUCAUGAUUCAUCAAUGUGUUACGUUUAGUCACAGAACCGUGCACAAGGAACAAGAACAGGGGUACAGCGAACCUAUUGGAACCUUCAAGUCAGUUCAUUCAGGUUCCUUUCAUUUCCCUCCAACACUGAACCAUUUCACCUGAAUAUGCAUUGUGCAGUACAAGGCAGUUUCAUAUACACAGUGCAUGCACUGAUUCAGGUGUUUGGAAAGAUAAGUGCAUUUUGUUAUCAGAUAUUAACAUACAGUGCAGAUUAUCUGUUUGCAUUUCGUAUUAAUAUUCUUUAUGUUGAAAACUAAUCAUCAGAUGUGAUUGUAAUAGUCUUGUGAUACGUCAGAAUACAUUCAAGACUCCGGCCCAGAUACAUAGAAGUUACAGAUGAGUAGUUUUACAUAAUCGGACAGGCCAUAAUGUUUUACAGAUUGUUUAUAGGAGAAAUAGCAUACAUACAAAGCCUGUUUUGAUAUGACAGCAUCAUCUUUUAUGAGUGAAGAGAAAUAAAAACAGGUACAGGAUAGCGUUCUGGUGUGUAAACUAAUUUCUCAGAUCAUAAUAACAGGGAAUAAGAAAUCCCCACCAAGAUCUGCUUAUGGAGUGUACCCUCCGAUCUGAUGAAGGCAAAACUUUCCAACCUGCAAUCAUGAAGGUUUGUGUCGAUGUAACACUUCACAAGGUCACGUGGUAAGCUAAACAGCAUCCCCGAUCAUAGGACUCGGGGCACUGGUUCACAAAGGUAUACUUUGACUUCAACUUAAACUUGGCGCUAAGAUUGCACGAGAAACUGGGUCCUCUAUGUUUACUGCAUGCACAUCCAGUUAUUGAAAGUGGGAUUUUUCUGUUUACAAAUUAAACUGACCAGUACUAAAAUCCACAGUAAUUUUUUUUUUUUUAAAUGUUUAAAUUUUAUUUUAUUUGCCCAGCUUCUCUAUCUUGAGAAUACUUAUUAUGUUGUUACUUCAAAAUUGUUAUGAAAUUAAAGUAACUAUGAACUUUUUUAAAAAUAAUUGAUCAAAUGCAUUUUUGUCUCUGGUCUCUGUAAACCUCUUGUAAAGAGAAUGAAAAAGAAAUCUAGAUGCUACUAUAAGAAUACUAAAAAUCCUGCCCUUAAGCAAUAUUAGCAUAUAUGUUUUACAACUCAAUGUUAUUUCAAAUAAAUAAGAAAAUAUUGACUACCGGUAUACAUUUAUUUUUAUUUUAACUUACUCAAGUUAAUUUCCUAGCGAAAAUCUCACUUACAUCCAAGUCGUCCGAGACCUGCAUCACUUCGGGCUUUCCUCCCACAUUAAGGUGACACGCCGCGAUAUAACUGGAAUGCUGUUAAAAGCGGCGUUAAACCCAACUCACUCACUCACUCUUACGUUCAGGUUGAUGAUUUGACUUUGGUUCUGUACUACAAGUUCUGCACUAAAGACAACUUGGUUUUUCAUAUGUGUGUGUGAUCAUAAUGACUGCUCCCACAGUCAGCAGUACUGCAGCUUAAUCAUGAUUCCUUGUAAAAAAAAAUUGAGUCUAGACCUGACAAACCGGUGGUUGAUAGAGUGAACACCAAUUGUGGUACAAUGACAAAUGAUCCAUUCCACCUGUCCAGAGGCGCCAACCAUUAUGAUGGUGAUUCAAGUUCAGCUAAUACAGAAAAGUGUAAUAUUUUUUAAAAGACGACACUAUGUCAUCCAAACCUGGCUUCCACAGGAGAUGCCCUAGGAUGAAAUUGCAUCACAAUGCUUUGCGGGCCAUUUGAUGUCAUCAGUUACCAUGACAUCACAAUCAAAUGACAUCACUAAUCUCUUUAACACAAACUUGUUAGCGGUACUUUUUACUCAAUACACUUAAUGUUAUUGUUUACAAACUGAAAAAGUUGGAAGAUAAAUAAAAAUAUCACCCAUGUUUCUUUAGAUAUCAAAUAUAUCGACUCUUUAAUAAAGUUCAAAAUUUAGGACUUGUGUUAAUAGAUAUGAUAUCGAAAGACACUCAGGUGAGAUUCCUUCCGUAUGUACUUUCAUCAAAACCAUUCAGUCAUGCAAAUAAUGAUUACAAUAUUUUUUAAAUGACUUAUUUGACACCAAGGGGCGGUCGGGUAGCCUAGUGGUUAAAGCGUUCGCUCGUCACGCCGAAGACCCGGGUUCGAUUCCCGACAUGGGUACAAUGUGUGAAGCCCAUUUCUGGUGUCCCCUGCCGUGAUAUUGCUGGAAUAUUGCUAAAGGCGGCGUAAAACCGUACUCACUCACUCACUAUUUGACACCAAUGUUAUUAAUUGCCGCUAGUUGGGGCUGGCAUCUCGGCCACAUCCUACUCGGCUCACACAAGCAUGGGGAACAACUGGAGACUGAGCGAACGGUCUUAUCAUGGAGACACCAGCCGUCAUCCAUUGUAUCCUGAUGUCAAAGUAUUCCAGGGUGACAUAUCUGUCUCACAACUGGGAAUAUCAACACAUAACUUUUAUAUCAUAUAUCAUGUUUUCAAUUUUGGCAUGGGAGUAUUUGAUGCACAGAAACUGUAACAUUUGAAACCUCUGGCUAACACUGCCAGUUUCAAAUGAAAGCUUCUGCUUUUAAAUACUCUCUAACACCACUAAAUCUGAAAACUGUUUAUUUCUAAUUUGAUGCCCACGAUGAUAGGGCAAAAUAUUGUUAUCCAAACCCUUGUUCCUCUCUCUGUUUGGCUUGGUGUGAUCUCAAAGAUUCUUAAAACAGUGGCUUAUUCCCUUGUAGCUCAAAUUGUCUUGCAAUGAUCGGAGCCAGGCUGGCUGGAUUUUUGUACUUUCAGACCAUUGUGCAACAUUUCAGAGUUGCCAUGUAUGUAGCCUUACCAUUCCGAGCUAGUGUCAUGUUACCUAAAAUAAUAUACUACUCUAAAAAAGUUAAGGAUCACCUGAUUCUUUCAUAUUGCUAUUGUAAAUCUGACAUGCCAUGGCAGAUUAAUUAUAGUCAUAUCAGAGGAUCUGGUGAUCCUUAACUUUUUUUUAGUAGUAUACUUCCCAGUAUUAAUAUAUAAUACAUACCCUGUACCCAUAUGGAAAGAGAUCUUUUUUUUCCACUUCUGUAGGAAGUGUUCAAGACAAUCUCAUUAAAAUCAGAUCUUUGUUCUCGCUUUCGCUAAACCAAGAUCUGAGGACAUACCAUUAAGGGUCACGUCAGAACGACCUUUCAUCCAACCAAAUCAGAACGUCGCUUACCAGAUCAUUAAAGUGACAGUCGGAAUGUGUUUUCUAAUCAUGCAAUCAAGAAAUUAUUAACACUGGGUAUUCCGAACGACAGUUACGGGUUUUAUGAUGAUAUCCAUACAAUUUAGGUCAACUAUAAGCCAUUCCAGAGUCUUCUUAUCAGUUUUAAUUUUUUUAAUUGAGAAUAUGUCAAAAUAUGUUUCGAAGCGUAGUCGCAAGUUUGAAACUAGUGUCAUAAAGCAUAAGAAAGCUGCCUUCUGAUUGGCUAAUGUCGAUUUCUUGUCGGUCAUUUUAUUGGUCGAUCAUAAUUCACGAAAGGUCGUUCUGACGUGACCCGUAAUGGGAUGUCCUCAGAUCUUUGUUCAGCGGUAGCGAAAACUAAGAUCUGAUUUUAAUGAGAUUGUGUUCAAGAGGGCAUUCUGAUUUGAGAUGUUGAAGACGAUUUGUAAAGUGGCAUGUCUAACAUUUUAGAUAUACUGUCUCAAGGCUAAGUAAGGAGUUAUGAGCGAGUGUUGUGUUUGUUUUGUUAGUGGUUGGCGUGUGCGUGCUAGGCUUGAUGAACAGAGUAUUACUUGGUGGGACAGAGGCCAGGCAAUUCACGUCAAUGGGACGGGGUGGAUAACCUGUCUGCAGAUUAUUUAUUGUCAUCAGUUCCUAAUGCUGGGGUACCGAUCGUAAAACAGGGGACUGGGUGGUCAAAGUAGGUGUAGGUUAUGGAUGGUGAUUUUCUUACCAGUAUUCUUUUCAUCAUAACUUAGGUACAGAAAUGAUUCAUAAAGGCUUUGGAGAACUGUCGAUGGUAUAUUGAGAACUUUACACGUGCAAAAUUUCAGUUACUGUAUUUACUAAAGUGCAGGCAACUCUAGAAAGCUGCCAACCCUGUCGGAAAAUUACUGGUGUUUAUCAGCUAGUGCUAGAUCCAGUGUUUAUAUAUUGCCUGGCACCUGUCACAUGUAGCCAUGUACAUUGACGCGUUUCUUACGCACCGUCUAAAUUACCCACAUCCGUGAUGUGAAACUACUUUGCAUAUGUACAAUGAAAUAAAUACAUUCUUUUUUAAA
Messenger RNA from Haliotis rufescens (red abalone), 9724 nucleotides. RefSeq names its product N-alpha-acetyltransferase 25, NatB auxiliary subunit-like. The record is from RefSeq and is a predicted model, not a curated record. The transcript is spliced from 28 exons. NCBI's taxonomy places the organism in Eukaryota, Metazoa, Mollusca, Gastropoda, Lepetellida, Haliotidae. Bases 10 to 2910 code for a protein of 966 amino acids. Gene Ontology annotation, cellular component: cytoplasm; NatB complex. Gene Ontology annotation, biological process: N-terminal peptidyl-methionine acetylation. Gene Ontology annotation, molecular function: protein-N-terminal amino-acid acetyltransferase activity; protein binding.